This is a messenger RNA of Erigeron canadensis, 1302 nucleotides long. RefSeq lists its product as uncharacterized. The transcript has a single exon. The coding region runs from base 1 to 1302 and encodes 433 amino acids. The record is from RefSeq and is a predicted model, not a curated record. Lineage: Eukaryota; Viridiplantae; Streptophyta; Magnoliopsida; Asterales; Asteraceae.
AUGGAGUUUAAAAUCGCAUGUUGGAAUAUUAGAGGAAUGAAUAAUGAAUUUAAGCAGAAUAAGGCCAUUAAGUUUAUUAGAGAAGAAAGAUUGCAAAUUUGUGCUUUUAUUGAAUCUCAUCUGAAAGUUAUGAUGAUUGAGAUGAGUAAGCAGGUUAUGCUGUGUAGGAUUGAAGCUUGUCAGGGUAGGGUCAAUUUCUUUUGUAGUUUUGUGUAUGCUAGUAAUAGUGGGAUUGAGAGAAGGGAUCUUUGGAAAAAAUUGGAUAAACAAAAGCAAUUUGUGGGAGUGUGGCCUUGGGUAAUUGUGGGAGAUUUUAAUGUUACCUUGAAUAUUAAUGAACACUCUGCAGGAGGGUCAAAUGCUACAUUGGAUAUGUGUGAAUUCAGAGAUACAGUCAAUUUGUUAGAAGUUGAGGAUAUUGGAAGUAAUGGUUUUUUCUAUACUUGGACUAAAUCACUUAAGAGUAAGGAUUGCAAAACUCUAAAGAAGUUGGCUAGAAUUUUGGUGAAUGAGGAAUUUUUAAGACAGAUUCCUGAAGCUUAUGGGAUGUUUUUACCCUACUUAGUUUCUGACCAUAGCCCUGUUGUAGUUAUCUUUAAGGAAGACUAUCCUAGAAAAGGUAGAUCAUUUAGAUUCUCUAAUUUCAUUACUGAAAAGGAUGGUUUUUUGGAUUUGGUCAAGAAGGAAUGGGAAGAUAGUGGAAUGGGGUUUCAUAUGUACAGACUUGUGCAAAAUUUUAAAAAGUUAAAGAAACCCCUUAAUAGAAUGAGUUGGAGUAAUGGCAACUUGUUUGAGAAAGCAAAUAGACUAAAGGAUAAGUUGAGGAGGGAUCCGGAAGCAUGUGAUAAAGAUCCUUAUAAUGGUGAGCUUAGGAAAGAAGCUGCUAAGUCUCUAAAUGAGUAUAUUGAAGCUGCAAAGGAUGAAAUGAAUUUGUUGCAACAAAAAGUGAAGGUGCAGUGGCUUAAAGAAGGUGACAGAAAUACUGCUUUUUUUCAUAGUAUGUUGAAAGCUCAAAGAAAUAAAAGUAAAGUGGAGAUGAUUUGUGAUGAGUUAGGAAAUAGCUAUGUAGGUGAUGAAGUGGCUGCACAAUUUGUGGCACAUUUUGAAAAUUUUCUUGGGAAAACUGAUCCAGUGGAACCAUUAUUAAAUGAUAUUUUCAAAAAUAUUCUCACCAAUGAGAAAGCUGCUGAAAUGGUGAAUUUAGUAUCUGAUGAUGAAAUUAAGGAGGCAAUGUUUGAUAUUGAUAGUAAUAAGGCUUCUGGGCCUGAUGGUUUCACAUCUAGCUUUUUUAAGAAAGCUUAG